Molecule: messenger RNA, 615 nt
Organism: Oikopleura dioica
Lineage: Eukaryota; Metazoa; Chordata; Appendicularia; Copelata; Oikopleuridae
Source: the annotation of a GenBank genome assembly
AUGGAAGAAAUCGCUCAAAGAAACCCAUUCGCCCGAGUCUACUCAGCAUACCACGACAAAAUGCGAGCUACACCCAAAUGGAUGAACCAUUUUGAAAGAUAUUACGGCGCGAUUGAGCCUUUUCAACCCUAUUUCGGCAGCAUCCCAGAAGGAAUGAGCCAAUCUUUCGAAUCGUUUAUCGAAUUCAUCGCGGCAAAUCGAGGCCAAGCUGGGCACAAUAUUCACUGGAGGUCUAUUUUCUCCCUUUGUUCUGCUUGUGCAAUGGAUUUUAAUUAUAUAACGCAUUUGGAAAACAGCGAAGAGGAAAUUCCAUCCUUGCUGAAGGAAAUCGGUCUCGAUGGAAAAGUUCAUAUCGGUGGGCAAUACACUUGGGAUGAAAGAACACACGAAAAAGUCAAGAAUCGAAGAGAUACAGAAACUACAGAAAGGCCACCAGAUGAACUUCACUGGCAAAAUGUCCCGAGAGAGACAGCUAUUGAGAUUUACAGACAUUAUUAUUUGGACUUUGUGCUUUUUGGCUACUCGACCGAAGAAGUCCUAAAGUACAUAAACGCAUCGCGAAAAGGGAUGCCUAGGCCGCCAACAUCCACGCAAAAAUAUCGAGGCAGAAUUUGA